This is a messenger RNA of Asterias rubens (European starfish), 4301 nucleotides long. Its product is annotated as nck-associated protein 1-like. Gene Ontology annotation, biological process: cortical actin cytoskeleton organization; cell morphogenesis; cell projection assembly. The transcript has 26 exons. Gene Ontology annotation, cellular component: SCAR complex. Lineage: Eukaryota; Metazoa; Echinodermata; Asteroidea; Forcipulatida; Asteriidae. The record is from RefSeq and is a predicted model, not a curated record. The coding region runs from base 123 to 3500 and encodes 1125 amino acids.
GGCCAGUCCGCCAUGGUCUGACACAGCCGCGCCUUGGAAAUUUCAUCUCUUAAAAAUGUUUGUAAAUUGAGCAUUUCUACCGCUUUUUGCCAAUAAAUUGAGGAAGCUGCAACUGCAUCACAAUGUCUGUGAAUCAAAGCCAGCAAAAGUUGGCUGAAAAGCUGACAAUUUUGGUGGAUCGUGGACAGGGAAUGUUGGCUCGUCUUUACAACAUCAAAAAAGCAUGUCAAGAUCCGAGGUCACGUCCAGCAUUUCUUUCUGAAAAAGCUCUGGAGCCAUGUCUGAAGAGCAUCGUCAAGAAGUUCCCAAACACAGAGAAAAACACACAGGGUCAACUUGCCCCGAUAGAUCAACGUAAAUCUGAAAUCUUAAAAGUGCUGAGUGUCUACUACACAACCUUCCGCGAUAUCCAUGAAUACACGGAUCAUGUGACAGAGUUACUGACUGUCCUAGCGAGCUGUCAUGUGCAUUUUGACAUUACAGCCAAUUUUGACAUGACCAAGAACUACCUGGAGCUAGUUGUGACUUAUAUCUCUAUAAUGAUGUUACUAGCGAGAGUAGAAGACAGGAAGGCAAUGCUGGGACUGUACAACCAGGCUUAUGAACUAGCCUAUGGGAAGAGUGAACCCUCAUUCGCUCGUCUUGGCACGCUCAUCUGUGACUUUGACAGCCCGGUGAAGAAACUCACACAGCAAUUUGUUCCACUUGAACGGUGCGUUGCAUCCGCGUUGUUCUCCCUCCUCCAUCUAUACCCAAGACGCAACAUGACAGCUGGAGAGAUGCGAUCUCAAGAGAUGCUAAGCCUAGUCUCCAAACCAGCUCUUCUCUUGAAUCCAGCACAGAGUGAGACUAUGCGUUGUGAGUAUCUCUCCCUGGAUACCAUGGAGCGCUGGAUUAUACUGGGUUUCUUGGUGUGUCCGACCCUCCUCCAGAGUAACGAGCGAGCACACGCCCUCUGGAAGCCGGCUCUACAAUGGGGAUUCUGCAUCACGCUAUUCCGAGAUGAGGUUCUCAUGUUCCACAAGUUCAUUGAACUGUUCUUUGAUACCAUCAAGGGCUUCCAUAAGAGGGUAUUAGAGGUCAAAGAAUGCUGUAACUUUGCUCUACUGAAUGCACCCUCUGUUCAUCGAGACAGGCGAAAGUUUUUAAGAGGAGCCUUGAAGGAACUUGUCACAAUCCUCUCAGAUCAACCAGGACUUCUUGGACCAAAGGCUUUAUACGUCUUCAUGGGGCUAGCCUUUGCUAGGGAUGAGAUUCUUUGGUUAGUGAGACACGCUGAGCAUCCUCAUCCUAAGAUGAAGUCCAAGGCUAACGUCGAGGACUUCUUGGAUUCCCUUCUCCCUGAGAUGCUCUUCUAUAUGGAGGAAUUAAGAGCCCUUGUGAAGAAGUACCAUCAAGUUCUUCAGCAGUAUUACAUCCAGUACCUGAAUGGCUACGAUGCGAUCGUUCUGAAUAAUCUGGCCAAGAAUCUUCCAUUGUGCUCUGAAGACGAGUCCAUCAUUUUAUCCUCCUUUGUUCAAACAAUGGAAACUCUCAAUCUCCAAAAAGUUGAAAGCGGAGACGUCUUUGAUUUCCGAGGUUUCCGUAUGGAUUGGUUCCGACUCCAGGCGUACACCAGCGUACGUAAAGCUACCCUCAUCCUGACUGAGAAUCAUGAGCUAGCUAGGACCAUGAAUACAAUUGUGUUUCAUACCAUCAUGGUGGAUGAUCUGGAUGAAAUACUGAAUGAGACGUCCGACUUGAGCAUCUUCUGCCAUCGCAGCCGAUUCUUCGACCGGAUGUUUGAGUUGUGUCUGAGCUACGCCUCCCAAGCUCGUUACGCUAUUGCAUUCCCUCUGAUCUGCACUCACUUCAUCAACUGUACCCAUGAACUCUGCCCUGAAGAGCGCUACCACAUUGGGGAUCGUAGCCUGACCGUCACCAACGCCUUCUUGGACAGACUAGCCAAGGAGGUCAAAGAUGUGGUCACCAAGAUCUGCACGGAGCAGUGCAUUCUGAGUGAUCAGUUGUUGCCUAAGAACGCCGCCCCGCAUCUUGCCAAGAACGAGCAGUUGAGACGGAGGAUCAAGGAGAAAGAUAAGAAGAAUAAACCCAUCCCGGAACCCAUGGUGCCUGGAACAGAGAGCUUCCGCAAGACGAGGGAGAAACUCAGCAUCUAUGACAAACUCCAUAUUAGCUUGACGGAGUUGUGUUUUGCCAUCAACUACACUCCUAAGAUCCUUGUCUGGGAACACACCUUCUCUCCUAGGGAGUAUCUCAUCCAACACCUGGAAGCAAGAUUCGCAAAAGCUCUUGUAGGCAUGAUGAUGUAUAAACCAGAAACCAAUGAGAUUGCCAAACCAUCAGAGCUUCUGACCAGCGUCCGGACCUACAUGAAUGUACUGCAGAGUAUUGAGAGCCACGUUCACCUUGACGUGACCCGCGUGUUUAAUAACGUCAUGCUGCAGCAAACUCAACAACUAGACAGUCAUGGGGAGAAAACUAUCACAAUGCUCUACACAAACUGGUAUCUGGAAGUUCUUCUUCGGAGAGUGACCUCAGGUCAGAUCUGUUUCUCUCCUUAUCAACGAGCCUUCAUCAGUCUGGCCCCUGACCCACAGCUUCCAUUCAAUGCAGAGGAAUACACUGAUGUGACAGAAUUGCGGUCUUUAGCGGAGCUGAUUGGAGCAUACGGAAUGAAAUUCCUACAUGAAAGCUUAAUGUGGCACAUUGCAAGUCAAGUCAGUGAACUCAAGAAACUUGUUCUUGAGAAUAAAGAGAUUCUGGUUCAGUUGAGAACCAACUUUGACAAACCGGCAGUCAUGACGGAACUUUGUACUCAACUGAAAUCGAUCGAGAAUCUUCUGACAAGACUGAACAUUAUUGGUGUAAUAAUUGCCUUCAAGUCACUCACCCAAGAAGCUCUAUCUGACACCUUAAAUCGACGGACACCGUUUCUCUUCAACUCCAUCACGGAUUUCCGAGAGCAUGUGAAGGCAGCGGGGCAAGACGCAGUGACUGUGGACAUGUUGGCGUCUAGUGUGGGUCUACCAUGUAAUGUGGAUCCAGCGUUAUGCCACGCUCUGCAAGCUGAGAAAGAUAUCGAUCCCCAAGAGGACUACAAUAUUUCCUGUCUCAUCAUGGUUUACAUCGCUGUGUCAUUGCGAGUUCUCGUCCGUAGCGAGUCAACCAUCUACAGCCCCGUCCUGGAUGCGCAUCCAAACAACUGUCAUUGCUUUGCUAAAGCCAUCAAUGCCAUCGCGGGGGCGCUGUUUACGUUGCACGGCCGAGGAGAUGUAGAAGAGAGGCUGCAAGAAUUCCUAGCUUUGGCGUCAUCUAGUCUGUUGUCGCUGAGCAACGAAGCAGGGAAACAGAUUCCAGCCAAAGCUAAAGAAUCUCUGUAUCUUCUGCUGGACCAGAUCGUGAAGGAUUCCCCGUUCUUAACCCAGGAUCUUCUGGAAUCAUGCUUCCCUUAUGUUCUCCUGAGAAAUGCUUACCAUGCUGUCCUUAAACGGGAUUAGAAACGUCCAGCCAAUCACAGCGAGUCUUAGGUUUAAACACACCAAUCACAACAGGUGUUACUAAUUUUAAUUGAAUAGCUAUUCUUAUUGACCAAUGAGUAAACAGUAUGGAAAUGGGAUUAGUGAAGUUAUGCAAAAAGGAAAACAAACUUUAAAUGUUGCUUGUACAAAAGAUGUUAACUUUUUGUAUCAUCCAAAAAUGACAAAUCACUAUAAGUGUUUAUUGCAGACUCACCAAUGAAAGUGGGUAUUACAUAACCUCAUUUGCAUAAAGGACUCAUUGGCCAAUUAAUUAGCCUAGUAUAUUUUAUAAUACUGCAGCAAAUGGCAAUACAGCCAAUCCCAGCAAUUGUUAUAUAAUAUCUGAAUUUUUGAUUAUCUAUGGAACAAUUAGGUUGGUCUAAAGACCAUUGAUAUCCCGCUUGUGUGAAAAUUGUCACGUUUGGGAUAUUUGGGUUGAUCAAAUCCCUGUGGCAAAGUAGUAUAAAAUACAGUUUCUUUUUGUACAAAAUAUACUUGAGUUUUUUAUUUACCUUUGCAUGUCAACAGAUAUUUUGUAACCUUUUAAAAAUUAUUCUGGAUUUUCCUUAUAGGAAACAAAAAUAGAUAUUAUACUUAAAUGAUGGUUACUUUUGUAUUAUUUGAGUUGCUACCAAGUGUUUCUUUAAAGAAAAAUCUAAGGUCAAAUUCAGUUUUGUAAUUCAGUUAUUUUAUAAUAAGCUCUUCUUCGAUUUCACAAAACUCUUCCUAACUUAAGACUAAUCUUAGGACUUAGGACGAGUCCCAACCCUGCACUGUAGC